This is a messenger RNA of Balearica regulorum gibbericeps (East African grey crowned-crane), 2062 nucleotides long. Lineage: Eukaryota; Metazoa; Chordata; Aves; Gruiformes; Gruidae. The record is from RefSeq and is a predicted model, not a curated record.
AUGCUUUCUUUACUUGCCGAAAGAAUGUGCUUCUGGCGAAGAGCACGUCCACCCAGAUAGAAGGCGUCUUUGCUGCGACCAGAGGAAGGUCGGUCCCAGAAGAGCAAGAAGCCCUUCUCCAGCAGUGGCUGGAGGAAGGAGCGGGGAAUUUGCCAGCCAGUGAGAGUGCUCCAGCAGCGGGGAAAGUAUCAGUUACGUUCAGUAGUGACUGGUUAGAAGGUUCAGAGCUAUUGAUGACUAGCCUCAGUGACCUGAAUUCGUCUCCAGAAGUCACCCAGUGUGCUGGUCAGCAGUUCACAGAGCUACACACCUUGGCUUCUUCAGAAUUGCAAGAUCAUGCACUGACAAAAUUACCAGCAGAGGAACCAGUGGUUGUAGCAGGCAGUGCCCCUUGGGCAGCUGCGGUGCCACAGACGGAUCACCAGAUAGCCGGCUGUGCCACUAUCGACGUAGAAGUGCAGAAUGAAGACCCAGCUGUGCUGGCCUGGAGUUUAGCGCGUGAUGCAGAGACAGUGCCAACGGAACCCCCAACCUGGCCCAUUCAGGCUACAGUACAAUUUUGUCCUUUCCCGACAGAGGUACCCUACCAUGAGAUUUUAUGGAGAGACUGGGAGGAUCUUUCUAUCCAGCCCUGUGUGCUAGAGCAGGUCUCGAAAAACACUCCUCUCUUUGAAUUUCGCAUCAUGUCUUACAACAUCCUUGCCCAGGACCUGGUGGAGCAGGGCCUUGAUCUCUAUCUACACUGUCAUCCAGACAUCCUGAACUGGAACUACCGCCUUCCAAACCUUUUGCAGGAGAUCCAGCACUGGGAUCCUGAUGUUCUGUGUCUUCAGGAGGUACAAGAGAACCAUUACUGGGAACAGCUGGAACCGACGUUCAAGGAGAUGGGCUUUGCAUGCUUCUAUAAACGGAGAACUGGAACUAAGACAGAUGGCUGUGCAGUGUGUUACAAGCACAGCAGGUUCCAGCUGAUCAGCUUCAGCCCCAUAGAAUAUUUCCGGCCUGGCCUGGAUGUCCUCAAUCGGGAUAACGUGGGUUUGGUGCUGCUGCUACAGCCUCUGCUCCCGGAGGGCCUAGAUCUGAAGGCAGUCAGUCCUUUGUGUGUGGCCAAUACUCAUGUGUUGUUCAAUCCCCGGCGAGGAGAUAUCAAACUGGCCCAGAUGGCCUUGCUCCUAGCAGAGAUUGACAAGAUUGCCAAAACCACUGAAGGCAGCUACUAUCCUGUCAUCUUGUGUGGAGACCUGAACUCUGUACCUGAUUCUCCACUCUACAAAUUCAUCCGGAAUGGUGAACUUUCUUACCAUGGGAUGCCAGCCUGGAAGGUGUCUGGUCAGGAAGACUUCUCCCAACAGUUGUAUCAACGGAAACUGCUGGCCCCGCUGUGGCCAAGCUCGCUGGGAGUAACGGACAACUGCCAAUAUGUCGCUCUGUGCCAGCCAAAGAAAUUGGGCAGACGUAAGUACAGCCGGGACUUCCUGCUCCAGUUUCAUUUUUGCGAUGUUGCCUGUGAACGACCACCACAGCUGGUCCUCUUGGAAGGUGUGACAGAUGCUAAACCAGACCGCCCUGCACACUGGCCCAAGCUUGCUGCUGUGGUGAGAGACCCUGAUCCCCAGCCAUUCGUCCCAAGCCACUUCCUGCCACAGAGGGGACGCCCGGAGGUCACAACGAUGCCCAUGGGGCUCGGAGCCACCGUUGAUUAUAUUUUCUACUCAGCAAAGCCUGUGGAUAAGGGGAACAGAGGGGGACGCAGGCUGUACCAGGAUGGAGCCCUGAAACUGCUUGGCCGCCUUUCCCUUCUCUCUGAAGAUGUCCUGUUGCUGGCAAAUGGCUUACCAAAUCCUUUUUGUUCAUCUGAUCAUCUCUGCCUGCUGGCUAGCUUUGGCUUGGAGAUCUCCGGCCUCAGAGAGGGUUAGUGUUGGUUCCCUUUCCCUAAAGAAAAGCUAUUCCAAAUACAGUAGUUGAGGCUCUGGAUUGUACAACCUGCUUGCAAGAAAACUCUUUUCCUUGUCAUGCCCUAGAAGUCCCCCUCACACCCUUACAAAAAGCAAGGAUGGGAGAG